Messenger RNA from Melanotaenia boesemani (Boeseman's rainbowfish), 2136 nucleotides. RefSeq lists its product as uncharacterized. Lineage: Eukaryota; Metazoa; Chordata; Actinopteri; Atheriniformes; Melanotaeniidae. The coding region runs from base 240 to 995 and encodes 251 amino acids. The record is from RefSeq and is a predicted model, not a curated record. The transcript has 9 exons.
AGUUAGUAUCUGCAGCAGAGAUGUAAUGAAGUCCUCCAUCUGGCAGAGCUCUGCAGAUCCACUCACCAAACUCUUCAAUCUCUGAGGAAAAGCAGGACUGAGUCCGUCAGCGUUUGCUGUAGAAAUGAGACUCAUUCCAGGAAGCGGCUCACCUGUGUAUCAGUGGAGAUUCUUCUUCUUCUUCUCUGAACAAACUGUGAAGGUAGAAAGUGUGUGUGAGCUGAUGUGAAUCCGACAUCAUGGAUCAGGACAGAGAGGAGGGAGUCCCUCCAUCUAAAACCACUCAGAGGAACCAACCUGGACCUGGACUUAGACCAAGACCCAGACCCAGACCAAAACCUAUACCUAGACUCAUAUCUGGACCUGGACAUGAAGUUAAACCUAAAGGUGAACCUAAACCCAGCUGUGUGUCCAUAAAGAGCGCCCAGUCAAGAGAUGAUUUAAUUGAUUUCCAACAAAAUCAUGGAUCUGUCAAGCAGAUGGUUCAAAGGCUAGAACAUGGAUCUGGACCUUGGCAUGAAGUUACAACUGAACUUAAACCCAGCUGUGUUUCCAUGAAGAGCGACCAAUCGAAAAAACGUUCUGUUGAUUUCCAUCAAAGUCCUGGACAUGACAGACAGUUCCUUCAGAAGCUAGAAUGUGGACCUGGACCUAAACCUGGACCUGUAUCCAGCUUUGUGUCCAUGAAGAGCAACCAGUCAAAGGGAGAUGUAAUUGAUUUCCAUCGAAGUCGUGUAUCUAACAGACAGGGCAAGCAGGAGCUCCAGUCUUCGCCAGAUUGUCACACUUUACUGCGUGCUCUAGAUCUCGAUCCCCUGGAAAACCACAGCACCCAGGAUAUUAACCAACUGCUUGCCAAGCCGACUGCCUGCCUGCUCGCCCUGCCUGCAACCGAACACUCUCACCACCUCCCGGUUACCCCCUCCAGCUCUAGCCUUUCUCUGGACUUCAAAAGACCCACCGGACCUGGACCUUGCCACUCACAAUCACUGUAAUAAAUAUUGUUUGCAUCUUACCUCAUCUCUCCGAGUGUUACUGCAUUUGGGUCCGGUUCCUGGUACUACGGUCUCCGACCGUGUCAGACUGUACUUGCCUUAUGAACGUGGAAGUCAACUAGACAUUAAGUUGUAUUAUUGGGCUACACAGCUAAGGUCUAUUAUGGUUUUUUAUACUAAUCAUUCACCACACUGGAUAAAAAUGGAAACUCAAGGAUUACAUUUACCUCUUCGCUCUUAUAUCUAUUCAAACACAAUAAGAAAUCUACUGAGACAGACCAAAAAUCCAAUUCUCAAAAAUAUGAUAAAAGUAUGGAGUGAAGUAAAAAAGUUUUAGAAAGAGCCACAAUGCCUCUCCCAGUUUAGUCCAUUAUGGGGCAACCAGGCUUUUUCACCGGGCAGAGCAGACACAAUAUUUAAGUUGUGGAAAGCCAAGGGACUAGUAAUGGUUCGAGACGUCUAUAUCCAGAGAAACACAACUAUACUAAAAAUGAACGAACAUUUAUAGACCUCAGUUUAAUGCCAAAAGAUGUAUAGCUUUGUUUUGGAAAAUACUUCCAGACCAAGCAGCACCCACUGGAUUCGGCAGAUGUUGUCUGCUCUGCCACUAGUGAAGAUUACGUAUGUAUCAAAAGUCAAACAGGAACUUUUUGAAUAUAUCUGGAACCCCUUUAUUGAUUAUGUGAAAGAUUUGGAUUUAAAGGAGGACAGCAUCAAUGACUGAGUUAUGCAGACUCUGUAGUUUCUGCUUCGACAUAUAUAUAUAUAUAUAUAUAUACAAAUAUAUACGUACUAGUCUACUUAUACUCCUUAAAUUUUGUUGAUUGUCAUUUUUAUUAUUUAAGAUGAAUAUGUAUAGCAGGUUGCAUUGCUCAAUAAUGGCUUCUAUAGGCACCUUGUGUUUGAUUUUGUAUGUUUAAAUUGUAUGAAAACUUUUUUAAAAUAAUUAUGGCAAAAAUCGUCCAUCAUAUCUCUCCAGCCUCUCAGUUACAGACCAAAGCAAUGGUUCAAACUGGACUAGCAUUAGCCCCGCCCACUGAGUUUGACGGACUAGGCUGAGAGAUAAAAUAAAUUCAUGAUGCUUUGCAACACAGGACCAUGAAAUAAUUAACUAAAUAGUAAGAUAAUUAUAUAUGUUUUU